This is a messenger RNA of Perkinsus marinus ATCC 50983, 11632 nucleotides long. RefSeq lists its product as hypothetical. Gene Ontology annotation, biological process: rRNA processing; ribosomal large subunit assembly. The record is from RefSeq and is a predicted model, not a curated record. NCBI's taxonomy places the organism in Eukaryota, Perkinsozoa, Perkinsida, Perkinsidae. Gene Ontology annotation, molecular function: ATP hydrolysis activity; ATP binding. Gene Ontology annotation, cellular component: preribosome, large subunit precursor. The transcript has 39 exons. Bases 1 to 11589 code for a protein of 3862 amino acids.
AUGUCGUGCCUCUGUCUUCACGGCCCUUCUGGGUGCGGCAAAACAACAGUCAUCCAUCGGGCUCAUGAAUUGGCUGCAGCGAAUAAGGAUAUUGUGACCCUCCAUAUUGACGACUCGACCGACCCGAAGUCGCUUAUUGGUGGCUUCCAGCAAAUUCCAAAUAAACCUGGGAGAUUCGAAUGGCAAAUGGGGGUUCUAGCGAAGGCUAUGGUGGAGGGGUCAUGGGUAGUGAUCGAAGACAUCGACAAGGUGUCCAGUGACGUGUUGGCCAUUCUGCCGAGCCCCAACGACGAUGAGACUGGCUAUCUUGUGCUUGAGCAGAAUAGGACUCUGAGAGUCCACCCGGACUUCGUACUCAUUGGGACUGUAUCAUCGCUGGCCAGUAGUCAACCAGGCGUGGGAUCUUCCCUUGAUUUGCUGUUGGCCUCUAACACUUCCCUCCAAGCAUGGACACAUGUGAUGAUGCCUCCGAUGACGGGAGAGGAGAUGGAGACCUAUAUUGCUGCCAAGACUUUGGCGUUUCCAGCUUGGGGAGAGGCUAUCGCUGAGGCUUAUCAACGAGUUAAUACAGCCAUGGAAGAGCAAGGCGUAUCGCGGAAGUUGACCCCGAAGGACUUCAGUCGGGCCAUAGAGCGCUUGGGACCACUUUCGGCGAAAUGGCCUCAUCGUUGGCCAUUGGCUGAGAAUACCAGGCUGCGUAUUGCGAGAGAGCUUUAUGCGGUUUGGGUGGCACACGUGUUCGACCAGAAGGCUCGAGAGGAAGUGUAUGGCGCGCUCCGCGAGCUCGAUCAGGCGCUCUCACUUCCCUCGGGUUCUGCUGCAUCGGAUAGCGCUCCUGAGGUGUCCCUCGAUCGCUCGAAUGUAUCCAUCGGCACUGACGUUGAGCCGCUGGUCCAUCGGAGAUUGCUGGAGUUCCUCGCAAAAUGUGUUGUGUACAACGAGCCAGCGUUGUUGGUGGGUGACACUGGGUGCGGUAAAACUACGACUGUUCAAUGCCUUGCACGCAUGCUCAAUCGAGAGCUGAUGGUUUACAACUUCUCCGACCAGAGUGAAGCGCAGGAACUGAUUGGAGGGCUUAAGCCGCUGCCACUCGAUGCGAACGACUUAAUCAAGCGUUGGCACGUUCUGAUGGACAAGACAUUUUCGAAGAAGUCUAACGCGGCUUUGGCGGCUCACGUUGAUAAAGUAGCACAGAAGAAGGGCGGAGCGAAGGCCCUCGCGAUUGUAUUGGAAACAUGCAAGAAGGCGAUAGCGGCUGGUAGGGAGGAAGAGGAAUGGAAUAAACUCGCGCAGGACUGUAAGGCGGCGACUGAGACUAAGGUUUCUCUGAGAUUCGAGUUUGUCGAGGGUCAGCUGCUCACUGCCCUACGCACUGGCGCUUGGCUUGUCCUGGAUGAGAUCAACUUGGCGCCGGGAGAUGUUCUCCAGCGCAUUGCGGGCCUCUUGGAACAAGGAGCGAGCACGGCAGAGAAUCCAAAGUACUUUGAUGUUCACGAGGCAGGCGGAGCUGGUGUGAGGAUCCCUAUCCAUCCGGACUUCCGGUUGUUCGCCUGUAUGAACCCCAGUCAUCUUGGGCCGGCGAAGAAGCCGCUUCCUGCUGGUAUCCGAGCACGGUUCUGUGAGUACUACGUGGACGAGGUGGUGGAGGAGGCCGAUCUGAUCCAACUGGUUACUGAUGGUUUGUCGAAGCACUUGCCCAACCCUCCGAGCGAGGCGGUGGUUAGCGUCUAUAAGAAGGUCCGGGAGAUGGCUCGAGAUGGCCACUUGAGCGACGGUCAAGGCGGGAAGCCAGUGUUCUCAUUGAGGUCCCUAGCGAGAGCGCUGAGAUUCGCUAGGACCUUCGUGAAAAGUCCACGGUAUCGGCAUCAUGAUGGAGGGAUGGAAGCUGUUCGGGAAGGCCUAGCGGUUACCUUCGCUGGAGUCCUGUCGGAGUCGUCCGAGGCGAAAGUGAUGGAGGAGAUAAAUCGAUCCUUGCCGGGACCGUCCAAAGUCCCGCGCAGGAUCGGCCAGGCUGCCGGCUCAUUGGACGUAGUCGUAGAGAAAGAGGCUGUGUGCAUCGAGGGUUACUGGAUCGCAAGGGGUCCUGUGGAGAUCGACGUUCAGAGGCUGCUGAGAGACUUCUGUGUGACCGAAUCGGCCCGCCGCAACUUGAGGAAAAUAUUGCGAUGCGUAUCUGGAGGCAAAGUCGUCCGGCCGCCCAUCUUGCUUGAGGGGCCUACUGGUGCAGGGAAGACGUCUUUGGUGAAGUUCGUCGCUGCUAUGACGGGUCAUGGCUGUGUGAGAAUAAACAACCAUGAGCACACUGACUUGCAGGAGUACAUCGGGCAGCACGUUUAUGAUCAUGGAGUGCUCAAGUUUGAGGAGGGGCCCCUUGUGAAGGCUUGCCGCGCGGGAGCGUGGGUCGUGCUGGAUGAGCUCAACCUUGCUCCGAGUGAGGUGCUAGAGGGAAUCAACAGGUUACUUGAUGAUAAUCGCGAGAUCCACAUUGCGGAGACUAACACAACCGUUGUCCCCGAUCCCGACUUUGUCGUAUUCGCCACGCAGAAUCCUGCUGGGGGAGACUAUGGAGGGAGGAAGCAGCUGUCGAGGGCUCUCAGGAACCGUUUCACGACGAUGUGGAUCGACUCGCUAUCUUCUGAUGAGCUUCGAGCUAUAUUGCAGCACAAGUGCCAACUGGCUCCUUCGAUCGCGGCAGCUAUGGUGAAGGUGUAUGAGGACCUGAGAGCCCAUCGGAAUGUUGACGCUCUCCUUGCUGGAGGGGGAACGGAUCUGAUCACGAUCAGGGACAUACUGCGUUGGGCUCACAGGAAGCCUGGCACCAUGGAAGAGUGUGGCCUUGAGGGUUGGUGCCUGCUGGGCGAGAGGUUGCGUCAUGAAGACCAGCGUAGUGAGGUGGCUAAGGCUAUUGCGAAGCACUGCAAGACUUACGGCGUGACGGCUGCCUCUUACUUGGAGACCAACUAUCGGGAAGAUCUCUAUGUUCUGGAAAUACAGAAAAGUGGUGGUGGCUCGGGACUAGUGUGGACGGAGACUAUGUGCCGCAUGGUGGCUCUGGUCGGCCGCUGUGCGAGGAACGGGGAGUCGGCGCUUCUGGUGGGCGAGACCGGCACGGGAAAGACGACGGUCGUGCAAACAGUUGCAGACUUCCGGCGCAUCAAGUUGGAGAUCGUGAACUGCCAUCAGCACACGGAGCCUGCAGACUUCCUUGGCGCGAUGAGGCCGACGGCUGGCAAGAAGGACGUUCGAGGACUGAUCAAAGCCAAGGCCAAACGGAUGUGUGAUCUGGUCGGCCGAGAUGUCGAUGAGGAGCAGUCCGUCGCUGUAGUGCGAGAGAUUGUGAACGACUAUGAGCUCGAGAGUGAUGAGAAUAGUGAAGAUCCGCCCAGUCCGAAGAGAGCUCGGGUGAGGUCUGAGUUAAGAGCUCUGUGGAGGGAAAUAGCAGACUUGCGAGCUGAUGUGAAUCACGAUCGGAGCAUAGAUCACGACUUGUUCGCCUGGCAAGACGGUCCUGUAACAAGAGCUAUGCGCGGCGACGGUCACUGGGUGUUGCUCGAUGAGGCCUCCUUAGCCACUGAUGCUGUUCUGGAGCGACUAAACUCGGUUCUGGAGGCAGGUGAAAGGAGUGUGAUGCUUGCUGAGAAGCCCGGUGGAGAAGUUGUUGUCGGCGGGGAUAAGUUCAGUUUGAUGAUGACUAUGAAUCCUGGUGGGGACUUUGGCAAGAGAGAGCUCAGUCCGGCGCUGAGGUCGCGUAUGACUGAGAUCUGGGUCAAGGCUCUCGACUAUGCCGAUGAGAAUGACGAUUCUGAGGCCAGCAGGCUCAUACGGAAGCUCCUGAGCGACGAGGCGAAGUCACUGAUGCCGUCCAUUCGUCGAGCUGUCGCGUGGGUGGUUAAGAACAUCCCAGCACAGAUUCUACCGAUGUCGAUCCGUAAUGUGGGUCUGUGGGUGAGCGCCUGUAAUGAACUAACUUGCAUGAGUCUGGGCGAGCGCUACUUACAUGGCGGCACUAUGACCAUUGUUGAUGCCUUGAUGGACGCUCCUGAGCUGCAGAUGGAGGCUAUGAGGAUGCUCGAGACACAGGCCCCACGGGACACUGACUUGAGCAAGUUCGGUCAAGACGGUUACCAGUGGGUUCGGGACGCAGUACGACGGGGCGAUUCUGAUGGCCUGGGCCCUUUCUCUAUGCCGGCUCCUACUACGGGCGCUGCCGCAGCACCCAUCCCUUUCGACUUCGCCGCUCCUACAACUGCUCUCAACUUGGGACGUAUUUUACGAGGUUUGACUGUUGGUAAGGGGAUGGCAGUGUUGCUUGAGGGACCGCCGGGGACUGGUAAAUCCUCGAUCAUCGCGGCACUGGCGGCUCGUUGUGGGAGGGAGCUUGUAAGGAUCAAUAUUUCUGAGCAAACGGAAAUAGCUGAUUUGGUUGGACAGUUCCUCCCCGCGGCUGGCCAGGGCGGCCACGAGGUGUCAUUCGCAUGGUCAGACGGCGUUCUGCUGUCCGCAUUGAGAAGAGACAAUUGCUGGGUUUUGCUCGACGAGCUCAACCUGGCUCCUCAGCCUGUGUUGGAGGGGCUCAACUCCCUACUUGACCAUCGUCGAGAGCUCGUUGUCCCCGAGACUGGCGAGCGAGUCAGAGCUAAGGCCGGCAGCUUCCAGCUUUUCGCGACGCAGAAUCGUAUGGUUGACGGUGGCGGACGAAAAGGUCUCCCCAAAUCCUUUCUUAACCGCUUUGUGAAAAUCGCGGUAUCUGAGCUCUCCUCAAAGGACUCGGAGUCGAUCUGCAAGAGGCUCUUCGGUGACGACAUGUGGAACUCGGUCUGUGAAGGAGUUGUCGAAUCUGUCCGGAUCGCUGGAGAUAUGCGGUUCAAGGGCGGCAGUGGAUGGGAGUGGAACCUCAGAGAUGUGCUUCGAGUAUCAUCCUCGGUGCAGCGACGAGCCAUAGGGCAUCUAUCUCCAGCAUUACAGUGCUAUCUGUUAUUAGCAUCCAGGCUGCAAACCCAAGAAGACCGCGAGGCUUUACGUCCUAGCGUGUGGGAGGCUUCGUCGAACCAGCAAUGGGCAGGAGAGUGUGAUGUUGAGGAUGUCGAUGUGGGUCCGAUGCUCGUCAGAGUGGCGGAGGCUUUCGCGAACUCGAGAGUUGCCGAUUUCGUGGCGAGUGACGCUGACAUACUGCAGUGUCAGUCGUUGGGGCUAAGUGCUGGUUGUGCUGCUGUUCUCAACAAUUGGCCAACUCUAUUGAUUGGUGACGGUGGCAGUGGGAGGAGACGAAUGGUAGAGAUCCUCGCUGCUGUCGCUGGUGUCAAGCUCGUGAGCAUCAGGAUGCAUGCUCAAAUGGACGCUAAUGACCUGGUUGGUCAGUUCGUACAGAAGCCUGGUGGAGGGUUUCAGUGGGUUGACUCGCCUCUGGUCUGUGCGCUGAAGUCAGGCGAUUGGGUUCUCUUCAACUCGGUAGAGCAAUGCCCCUCAGCGGUCGUUGAUCGUCUCAAUGCUUUGCUCGAGGUCGGCGGUAAACUGCAAGUGCCAGAACGAGGGCGAGCAAACCCGGAAGACCUGACAGUCACGCCCAAUCCUGCUUGUCGUCUCUUCUUCACGGCGGAUGCUCGUCAUGCUCACAUGGUGUCGAAUCCACUGCGGAAUAGAUGUGUCGAGAUAUUCGUAGGCAGCUGUGCUCAGGGUGGUGACUUGGAGAGGGUCUGCAUGGCUGCGUCUGGAGGCUUAGUCGAGAGCCUCGCCAGUGUUGAAGACAUGCAAGGUAGCCAGCUGCAAGCGAUCGCUCGUGAAGCGAGUAGAGCUGUAGCCCUGGGGGACCACUUGCGGGUGGGAGAGUCCGACCUCCGUCUACUCAAGCCAUCGUUCUGCGGGUACUCUCUCGUGGCCAAGACCAUAAGCGCUGCUUGUAUGGUAGCAGAGGAGAUCUCGGACGACCCUGUUGGUCAGUCCUUUGCUUAUCAGUGGAUGCUUGAAGGCACUGUUGGCACACCCUGGGACGUCAAGGCGAGGAUUGAGAAUUUACCUUCGAGCUUGAACGUGGCGCCUGAGGUUGUGAGAAGCAUGGCCGUGCUCUCGGCUACUGAUAAAAGAUGGGUGGCCAAAACUUAUCUACGGUUGCCGGCCAAGCAGGGUACGUUACUCUAUCAGGUUGGUCAUCCCGAGGAAGCCGACGACUUUACCUUGCUGAGCGGGAGACGACAGUUGCUGAUUAAGACGGUGAGAGACAACAUCGUCGAGCUACCAAGAGACCCUCGGGUCAUGCCUCACUUCUGUCGGCUAUUGAUGGUGUUGGACUCCUACGACCAACUGAGCGCACAGGCAGAGACAAGUAUUCUGAUAUUCCUGCAGGAGCUUCUGGACGCCCGUGAGGUUCAGUCGUCUCGGGCUAGUCGGCCGCCUGCUGCCGCUGUGGCCUGCCCGGCUCAUCUACCCAUGUACGCGAUCGCCAGUGAGUCCACGUUGGAGCUUGUUCUGGAGNNNNUCCCUAUAGCUCAAAUAUGCAGCCAGGCUUUGAAUGAGGAGACUGAUUCCUACGCGAGGCUAGCUAUGGCCGCAGCGUGGCACCUCGUCCUUGGUGCAGGAAUCUUGCAUCUUGAGACGGACCCCACAGAGUCUCGAUCAGCUUGGUGCAUCAACGUUAAUCGGUUCAUCAGAGACCAGGAGAGUGAGCUCAACAUAAGACAACGUUGCCUCGAUUUGGCUGCCGUGGGAGCUGAUGGUAUUGCAUCUCUUCGUCGAGCGCUCGAGAAGCUGACUAAGAGUGUAUCUGCAGUAGAAAACACUCUGUGUGUCCGAGAGAUCCCCGAGAGUCGGCCUGAGACGGUUGAUGAAUCUGUUUGGGAAACCAGCGGGCUCGCUGAUAUCAAUAGGGAAGAAGCUAACUAUAGAGAGUUGCGGACUAUCGUCCAAGGCUUCGUGCAAUCAGUUGUGGUGCCUUUGAUAUCUGAUGACAGCUGUCGGUGGCGCAAGGAGGGACUAGAGCUUGACGAGGCCAUGGUGAUGGUCCAGAGCGCUGCGAGCGUUGCUGAGACCUUAACGACUUCUUUCCCGGCUCAUUCUGAUAUUACUCGUCCGCUGGCGUUAGACUGCCUGGCGAUGGCUUCGGGUGUCGCCGCUAUCGCCUUGAGGAGGGACAAGGGGAAGGAAGCUUUGCAUGUCAGGGAUACUCUGGGCAGGGUCCAUCUCCCUCUACGGACGAGUUCUCUCGCCGCUGAGGAGUCUGAUGAUGCUGCCUAUGAUCCCACUAUCGCUUCGCUGGCACUCCGUUCCUUCGGCGUUGCCCGUUGUCAAACAGGUCGAGUUGACGACGGCCGAUGCACCGCUGUGGAGCACGUGGAUGCCCUGGUUUCGGAGUUCGAGCGCUUAGAAGAGGAAGAGGCACUUAGCAAAGAUGAAGGCAUGAUAAGACAGAAUGAGGUGACCUUCAUUGAGCGGAUGAGAGAGCUGACGAACGAAGAUGACAAUGAUCUGGAGAAGUUGCAGCAAGAAUACAACGUGAAGCUGUUCGAGGAUGCAUCCCAUAGCAGAGUCAUACGCCAACUGGAGAGUGACGAUGUUCUCGCUGACAUCGGGGCUCCUGGAGAGUCCGCCGAAAUAGUUGAUGAGGAUGACGAUAUUGCCUCCUCCCGCGCUAAGCUGGGUACUAGUGCUGAUGCCCUUCGUGCAUUGGACAACCUGUCGGGUCUGCUGGUACACGCUGUUACGGACGAGGAUGGUGCGGCUGACGGUGAAGGUCUUAUGGACGAGCUCCUCGGGGAGGCCUGGGGAGAUGUAUUGAAGAGCAUGAAGGACGAUGAGCUGCUGACAGGCAGGGCCUGUGCUCCAGCUGAUACCAUCGUUGGUCCGUGGGUUAAUGAGGAUGGUCUACCUCUGGUGUUGGGUAGACUGAGGCGUCUGACUAGGGACCUUGAUAGGAAGGUCGCGGGAGAGGAGCUGAUGCCUUCUGUUGAGAAAGAGGAGAAGGAAGUAGAGGAAGCCGAUGAGGGUGUAGAGAAGGAUGAAAGCGAGAUGACUCUGGACGAGCUGGAGGCACUAGAGAGAAGACGCUUGAAGAGGGAGAGCGAACUCAAGGUUCGUCUCCGAGAUGUUAUCAACCGUAAAGGAGCUCGAGCGACUGAGAAGCUGUCCUUCUAUUUGGAGUCCGCUGAUGGUCGGGCGCUUGACCUACUCAAUUGCCACUUCGUUCAUCCCCUCACUCUGCUCCUCAACCAUUUGGAGUCCAUCAAUCGGGCCAUCCCAGAGGGCCAUCCCGCUGUGGACGCCUGUCUGCGUGCGGUGAAGAAAUUCCUAGAGUCAUGCACUCUGGGUUCGACGAGUCCCAUGUCCGCAUUACUCAUGCUCGAGGAGUGUCUUGAUCGUUAUGAUGCUUUGGUCCGAGCUGUUCCUUCUCAUCUCCUGAAGGCGGGUGCGAGCGCUGUGAUCAGUGUGAGGCGCUCCGUGGCGACCUUCAGAGCAAUGCAGAUUGCCUCGUGGCGUGAUCUCCGAGCUUCCCGGGAGGCGUAUUGGCGCUCUAAGGCUCGCGGACGCUGGUUCGCCCGUCUAUGGUCAGCAGCGAAAAGCACUAAGAUCGACGGCUCUGAUGACAAGCUGAAGGCGGAGCUGUUCGACACUGGCAUGAGAUUCCUCCGCACCUCUCCCUUGGUGCAGUUUUCGGAGCGUGUUGUGAUCAUCAAGACUGUUGGCGAUUUGCUUCACGUUCCCGUGCUGCAGCAUCUUCAUGGUAUGGCUAUGGUAUGGUUGCCGUACGUGGACAAGCAGAUGGAGAUACACCGAAAGGCACUGGAGAAGGAAGUGAAGGAGCUCAUUCAGUGCGCCCGUUGGGAUCUAGGACCCUCGGCCAACCACGCUGCUUUCCAUUCGUCGUUACUGGCGCUCCAUGCUAUGCUGAAGUUUGUGACUCAUCUGCAUCAAGAGGGUCUCAGCUUAGCCGAAGGGGAGGAUAGCGAAGGUGGAGAGGGGCGAGAAGGCACUACCGACUGGCAACAAGGUACGGGUCUUGGUGAAGGCUCGGGAGCUCGAGAUGUGAGCGAUGAGAUUGAGGAUAAAAACAUGUUCGACACUGUGCAAGAAGAAAAGAAGGAAGAACAGCCGCAACAGGAACAGCAGGAAACGGAAGAGGAUAAGAGCAAGGGAGUCGAGGUUGGAGAUAUCAUGGACGUUGAGGGUCCGGAGGAGAAUGUGCAACGGGAACCUAAUGAGGAAGAUGAGAAUGAGGAUAAAGAGGACAAUAUGGAUAGAGAGAUGGGAGAAGUUGAUCUCAAGGAGGGUGGCGAGAUAGAGGAAAAGCAGAAGGGCCCUGAAGAGAAGGAUAAGGACGAGGAGGCAUCGGAAUCGGAGGAUGAGGGUGGUGGAGAGGACAAGCAGGAUGAGAAUAUUGAGUCUAAGGGCGGCGAAAAGCAGUCUGAGACGGAUAUUGUUGCGGCUGAGGACCAAGGAGGAGAAGCGGAUGAGAAAAAUGAUGGCGAGAAUGAGAAGAAUUCUGAGGAAGGCGAAGACAGCAAAGAGCAAAGUGAGGAGGGGGAUGAGAAGGAUGAGGAUGGAGAAGGCAGUAUCAAUGAGGAGAGUGGUGAUGAGGAUGAUGAUGCCUUUGAAGCUUCGUUGGCCAAGGCCAAGGAAGAUCAAGAUGCGGGUGAGGAAGGCGAUGAAAGUGGAGAGAACGCCCAGCAGGAUGGCGAAGCGGAUGAGGAUGAUAUGGACCUCGAUGACGAUAUGGCCCUCGAUGGCGAGGUUGGUGGUGACUCUGAUGAUGCUGUCACCGAUGAUGAGGAAGAUGCGGACCUGGACGAUGAGGAUGCCAAGUCAGUGCAUGAUGAGGAUAAGCAGAAGGAAGGCGAGGAAGAAGAUGAGACCUCACCGGAAGAUGAGACUGACGAGUUGAACUCAGCAGAAGCCGCUGAGGACCAGGACACUCUGAUGGAGAACGCUGCCGAGGCUGCACCACAGCCACAAAGGAAUGCUACCAACCCUGAAGAUGAGGAAGGGGGCCAGGGUGAGGAGCUGACUGGAGGCAGAGAUAAUGAUGCUCAUAAUGAGGAAGAAUCUACUAGAGAUCAGCCCCAGGGAGCAGAGGAUGCGGGUAGAGAUGAGGAAGGUGCGGCGAUUCGGGAGAGUGGACCUCAGGGGCAAUCUAGCAGGGAGCAGAAGAGCAAGGCACCACCGGCACCACCGAAUCCGUUGAAGGACUCGGUCGAGGAGGUAGAGAAGUGGCUCAAGCGGAUUCAACUGAUGGACGAGGAUGCAUCUAAAGAGGGAAGUGAGGAGGAGGAGGCCGGAGGAGAGCAGGAAGAGAACAACGAGGAACAGGGUCUCAACAAGGAUGCAACUCAGGACGAGUCGUCCAAGCUGGAGGGCGUGGCGCAGGCAACAGGCGAUAGUGCUGAGCAUGCUGGAGAGCUCGAGCAGGAGGAGGAUGACGAGGCAGCCUCAGAGGUUGAUGAAAUGGAUGUUGAUGAGGAGGAUAAGAUGGAAGAAAACAGGGACGGACUCGGCCCUGCACCGCCCAAGUCGGCUGAGGACAAAACGUUCAAAAACGAACAGAAAGCACGCGAUAAAGCAGAUGAUGAGGAAGAGCCUGAUGCCUCUGGUCAAGAACCGGGUGCAGCUGAUACGAAACACAAGGGCCCCCUGCGCUCCGAGGUUUCCAGGAAUCCGGAAGCUCUCGCUGUACCUGUUGAUGAAGACGGAGACGUGGAGAUGAAUGGUCUGAGUGAGGACAUUAUCUAUAACGCUGGUGGAGAGGGCGAUGCCAGCAAUGACCGUCUGCAGCACAUCGAUCGUCUGUCGUCGAGCGUCUGUAGUGAGCUCACUGAGCGAUUGCGUAUGGUCCUCGAGCCCACUAAGCGUGGUGGAAUGCAAGGCGACUACAAGACAGGGAAAAGGCUCAACAUGCGGAAGGUCCUCGCGUGGGUAGCGAGCGACUAUAGAAAAGAUAGAAUAUGGCUCCGGAGGAACAAGCCGAGCAAGAGAGAGCACAACGUCAUUGUGUGUUUGGAUAAUACCAAGUCAAUGCGAUCCAACCAAUCUGGCGAACUAUCCUUGUGCGCGGUUCAUGCUAUCACCCAGGCUAUGUCUCGUCUCGAGAUCGGCACUGUCGGAGUUAGUUCCUUCGGCAGCUCUGUUCGCUCCCUGAGGACACUGGUCUCACCUUCUCCUUUGAACCUACCCGAGCUGUUGCAUCAUUUCAAUUUCGACGAGGAAAGUGCUGGAUCAAUGUCGCGCUCUUUGCCUGCUGUUCUGGACGACUGUGACGAGCAAUUCACCCAAGUUGCGGGCGGUGAUUACAAGCAAGCAUGUCUGGCCGUGGUUGUGACGGAUGGACGAUUCAACAAAGAGGCGGUGCGACACUCUGUUCAGAACAUGCUCAGCAAGAACCGUUUGCCAGUGCUCAUUAUUGUCGAUGAGGCUGCCGAGUCUGGUCGCUCUAUUUACAAUUUGAAGGAGGUGGUUCGAGACCCUACGGGCCGCAGUAGAAUGGCUCCUUUCCUGUCCAAUAAAGACUUCCCAUUCCCCUUCUAUGCAGUGAUACAAGAUGUCUCUCAAUUGCCUAAUGUCCUUAGUGAUGUCAUCAAGCAAUGGAUUGAGGCAACUGCAAUGAGGUGAUGUCAUUCAAUGGCAACUAACGUCUUUACCAACGUACGUUACU